AUGUCAGCUACUGAUGUCGCAUCUGAACUGAGAUCAGGCGCACCGGAGUAUGUUCCCACUUUCCUACGUUGUAAGCAGUCCGAAAAUGUUACGGCGUUUGAAUCACCUGUUGUCUUUCUUAUGUUCGGGUGCCGGGGUGCGGGAAAAAGUACUCAGUCCACGCUUCUUUCCAAAACAUAUAAUUUACUCUACCUGUCUUCUGGUGACAUAUACAAGAGUGGAAAGCAACCAUUUGUAGAGUUGCGCAAAAUAUUGAAUGAACACUUUGGCGAUGGUAAGGAAAGGGUUUACAAUGGCGUCGUGCUGGAUCGAUUCAUUGCAAACUCCGAGUUUGAAGCGUUCUACGUGCAGACAGCGCUGCGGUCGGUAGGACUUCCGGUUCCGUUUGUUUUCAUGCUGGCAAUCGAUCAAGGACUUGCAGCGAAACGGGCGGAGGAGCGUGGUGACAAUAAAGGUGGUAACCAGCGGUGGCGGGCUGUGGAACAAAAGGCACAGGCAAUCACUGCCAAUACCGUAUAUGCCCCGAUUCAGUGCCUCAAAACCAUCCGUGUGGAAAGUGACAUGACAAUCGAUGAUGUGUUCAAUGAGAUCAAGACAACCAUUGCGAAUCAACUUCCUCCAGAUCUUUUCAACCUUCAACUUCCUCGCGAAGCACGGCGAGAGGUGGAAGGGACGGUAUUGGUUGAAGACUAUGAGCUAUAUAUGGAGCUCGCAAACGAUGUGCACACCGUCGUUGGAAACCUCCGCGGCCGCCGUGACAGCGCUCCACUCUCCAACGUGGGGGCUCAUUUGGAUAAGGAAUAUUUUUCCUUCGCCAAUAAGAGACUCCGCUCACAGCUCACAACAAUGCAUGUGACACUAAAGGCAGACGGCUUACGAUUCCUAGUGAUGAAGCAUAAGACGCGUGGUUACAUUGGCUUUCCCUCAGCUUUUACGCAUUGCUACGAGCUCAAUGAUCUCUUCGAAGGUGUAGAGAUGGCCCCAAAACCCUACACGGAACUUAAGAAAUGGAUGAAUGAUAAAUCAUGUGAACUCCCAGCAGAUUUUCUUCUCGACACGGAGGUUGUUGUGCACGAGAAGAAGCCAACAUUGUACAUUAUUGACUUUAUUUACUUCUGGGGUCUGGAUGGAAGGCGGAUGCAGUUCGAGCAGCGACUAAAGGUAUUGCGAGAAUACUUUGGAGAUAUGAAGCCACAGGGUCAGGUUAUUGCAAUGAAGGAUUACGUGCCCAUAAACAAGAUACGAACUCUGGUGGAGGAGAUGAAGAGGAGAACUGAGCUUCCAGUUGAUGGUUUAAUAUUCCAGCACAAUGGCUCGUACAGAUUUGGGUCCGACAAGUUUCUAAUCAAAUGGAAGCCCGUGCAUUUGUGCACUGUCGACUUUCGUCUAGCCAACGGAAGGGUGGAAAAUGGUGUUUGGACGUUUGACCUUUUUGUUACAGACGACUUCAUUGAAGAGAACGGAUUUAGAGAAGUUGCUUACCCUGGCGCUACGGCAUUAAUACCGGCAUCAGUGGUUGAGGAAAAUGGCUUGCAGAACGGAAUGAUUAUUGAAAUGGCUCUUUCUGAAAAGGAAUCCGUGAAAAAAACGUCACCAAAUGCACCUUCUGAGAAAACAAGAUGGACCUUUCGGAAUGCGCGCAAUGACAAACCGUCCCCAAAUAAGUACAGUAUAGUGACCAGGAUUUGUGAACUUAUGCACGUUGAUCUAGACGAGCUCGUGAGCUUGUGCGAGAAAGUUCCCUUUUACAGAAAUGUGUGA
Molecule: messenger RNA, 1761 nt
Organism: Trypanosoma brucei brucei TREU927
Lineage: Eukaryota; Euglenozoa; Kinetoplastea; Trypanosomatida; Trypanosomatidae
Product: RNA guanylyltransferase
Exons: 1
Coding region: 1-1761 (586 amino acids)
Biological process (GO): 7-methylguanosine mRNA capping
Molecular function (GO): ATP binding; mRNA guanylyltransferase activity
Source: RefSeq, a predicted model, not a curated record